Podarcis lilfordi (Lilford's wall lizard) is the source of this 9201-nucleotide messenger RNA. The record is from the annotation of a GenBank genome assembly. Lineage: Eukaryota; Metazoa; Chordata; Lepidosauria; Squamata; Lacertidae.
CCUGAUCAGGCGGGAGAAAUAGACAACCCCACGCCGCACAGCUAUUAAGGACCUCCGCGUCAUUAGGUGCCGCCGAAAGGCUGAGAAAUGGAGCUGUUAGGGGGCUGCUACGAACAGGUACUCUUCGGGUUCGCGAUACAGCCGGGUGAGGUAAGAUCUGUAUUUAAAAAAAAAAAAAAAAAACCAAACGAAAGCGGGGGGCGGGGUUGGAAAGAGCAAAAAGUGGCGCGCUGUGCACUUACAGCGCGAGGGCCGCAUGCGCGACGCACGCCACGCGAGAUGCGACGCGCACGAGGGUCACGGGGGAGCUUCGCUGGCUCGCCUCGUCUUGCUCAAAGGCUUCCUUCCCAGAAGCCUUCGCGGCAUUAGCCACGCGCAGCUCCCUCGUGGGUUCGAAUGUUGCCGAGAGGUGGUGGCGAGGAAAGGGCGACUUCCUACCGCCCGUGGGAGGAACCACGAGGGUCAUCUAGUCCAACCCCCUUGCAGUGCAGGAAUACUUUUGCCCGACGUGGGAUUCGAACCCACGACCCUGAGUGCUCUACCGGCUGAGCUAUCAAAUCCUCCAACAUUUAGGGACGUCCUAUUCUGGUGGUGUUGUUGUUUAUGCCCCGCCCAUCUGACUGGGCUGCCCCAGCCAUUCUGGGUGGCUUCCAACAUCUAUAGGAACAAAAUAAAAUACUAAAUAUUUAAAUACUUACCUCUACAGCCUUCAGAUGGCUCCGGGGUCUUGAUAACUCCAUACCAUCCAACAUUUCUCCAAUGAAAACAGAGACGUCCUGAGGAAAAGCAGGACAUUCCAGGAUCAAAUCAGAAUCCAGGAUGAUUUCUGUAAAUCCAGGACUCUCCCUUCAAAAAUAGGGACACUUGGAGGGUCAGUUAUUCCCCACUUUCCUCCAACUAAAUGAGAUCAAGGCGGCAUCCCCAUUUAUCCUCACAUCAAGUCUGUGAGGUAGAGAUUAUGACAAAUUUCGAUUGCAACAAAUUUUGCAGACAUUUCCUUGAUUGAACAUGGAAUGUUUUGUGUGCUCUGUGCACAUUCUGGUCUUGAUCCCAACACAGUUCAUCCUAGCUAAGUCCCUUUUAGAACUAUGACAGUUCGCCACUCCUAUAAUUCCAUUGCUUUCAUGGAACUUGUUGAUGAAUAGGAUUAGCUGCAUCAGGCCCUCUGAAGAUUAGUUCCCUUUUUCUGUUUUAAAAAUUGGGAUAUCAUUAGCAAAUAACAAUUGUUCUUUUAUGUUUCAUCUUCAGAACUGGUCAGCUCUUCCUGAUUUCACCCACCAUGCUCACACUGCUUCACUGUCCGCAGUAGCUGUGAAUGACAGAUAUGUAGUCACUGGCAGCAAGGAUGAAACCAUACAAAUCUACGACAUGAAAAAGAAAGUAGAACAUGGGGCACUAAUGCAACACGAUGGUAAGGGGCUUAUCAUUCUUGUAUUAGUUGCAGGGAUUGGGUUUGAGAUAUGUUAGUGGGAGUUGGUUCUGAGCAUGACUUAAGUACAGAAAUAUUUGAAGAAGCUUACAAAUAUUUGCCCUGAUCCAGAGGCUACUUGCAUGAAAGGUUGCAAGCAUAAAGGCUUCCUGAUUCACUUCUGUAGUAUUAAUAAAAAGGGAAGCCAGCUCCAGCAGGUGCCCCAUGUGCAUGUUGAAGUGCCUGUGGGAUUCUGGAUCAAGGGCACAGCCUUUAAUCCAGCACAUGGUAAAAUGCACAUGCCAACCUUAUUUCAAGGGUUUGUUUCCAAUUCUAAGCAGCAUACACGGAAAUAAUUUUCAUGGAUUUCAGUGGACUCUAAUUCAAAGUGGUACUGAGAACUGCAGGGCUCCUAUACAGCAAAUGAUAGCCAUAAGCUUCCAAACAUAGUUUAGCAUGUGCAGUUUUGCAGGGCAUAUCUAAAUCUGCUAUGCUUCAAAAUUAUCAUUUUGAAAUGUAGAAGACAUGUUUUAGUUCAAGAUACAUUAAAUGUAACUGAUUUGCAUGGGUUUUCAGGCACUGUAACCUGCUUGGAAUUCUAUGGAAGUUCACAUCUAUUGAGUGGAGCUGAGGAUGGUUUAAUAUGCAUUUGGAACACAAAAAGAUGGGAGUGCUUAAAGUCCAUUAAGGCACACAAGUAAGUAUUGUUUUCUUCUUCUUCUUUUAAAAAAAGUGUAUGGCUUAAUUUCAGAGUUGCACAAGAAGCUUUCUUAUGCUCUCUUCCCCUGCAACCAUUCCAAAACAACUUUUCCAGAGAAUCCAAAAUGGCAUGGUACAGAAGGCUAUGGUGGGUGGUGGAAAUUGGAUAGGAAUACCUUGCAGAAACUACAUCCCAUGCUGUUCUGGAGGGUUUCUUGAAGCUGUUUACAAGCCUAUAUAUUUAUCACACGUGUGCGGUAAGCAGAGAAUGCAGCAUAAAACAGUUGUAAAAUAUCGUUAUGAAACAAUUGUUAUCAGAAAAAAAGUAUCAGAAUCAAGCAACAACCAAGACAGCCUAAGUUUGUUACUGCCCCCAAACUCACCUAAACAACUAAGAAAAUGCUGUAGGGUCAGGUUGGGGCAGGUUUUUCAAUUAGGGAGUUCAAGUACUCCACUGAAGUGUAACAACUGAGGAUGCUCCAGGGGUAGUCAACCUUUUUAUACCUAUGACCCACUAAUGCAUCUUUCUUGAUGGGAAGAUUUCCUUACUGCCCACCAGUGCUCGAUGGAAGGAGAGUCCUGAAAUGCCCACUAGUGGGCGAUAGGGACCAGGUUGACAGUCCCUGCUCUAGUCUGAACUGUCACUGAUACUAUUUCCCAAGGUUGUAGAAUCUGGAUACAUCAGAGUUGGGAGCUUCUUGUUUUUUAAGCUGUUUGUAUCUCACUCUUAAUCAAAAAGAUCUCAGGGUGGAUAACAGUCAAACUAAAAAUAAUAAUAUCAAUAUAUAACACCCCCCCAAGAAUAUAUAUAAAAACACAAUAUAUCCACCAUCUCUCAGCUGAUAGUUAGCAUUAGUUUUCAGAAGCCUGUGAAGUCAUGCCAUGUUUUAAGCCAGUACUUGAAUAACAGUGAAAUUGCCAACUGGAUUGCAGGGGCAGGGGGUUCAAAAGCCAGGGUGCCACUACAGAAAAGAUCUCCCCGCACGUCACCCCCACAAAUAUAGUUCCUAAUGGCAGGAUGCAAAAGACGGCCUUAAUUCAUGGGCAACAUUUAAUUAUUAUUGCUAGUGAGUUGGCGGGAGUAAUGAAUCUUGACUUUCAUUUCCUCUUUUAUCAGGGGACAUGUGACAUCUUUUUCUAUUCAUCCUUCUGGGAAGUUAGCUUUGUCAGUAGGAACAGACAAGACGUUAAGGUGAGUCGGAAGGUUGCAACUUCAGAAACAUUCAUUUUAGUUUUAUUUAAAACUUUAGAUUCUUCUUUUCUGUAAACUCAAAGCAAUUAACAAGUGAUACAAAUUCAAAAAGAAGUCCCAGAGGGGGGAAAAACAUUAAAUUGUUCAUUUUUUAAAACUAGUUAAUUCUUCCCUCCAAAAUAUGUUUAUUAAGCAUCUUGUUUUUCAGAACAUGGAACCUUGUAGAAGGAAGAUCUGCAUUCAUAAAAAAUAUAAAACAAAGUGAGUAUAUCCUCUUUGCAUUUUGUCGUAUUCUGUAAUUAUAGAAAUGUUCGUGCAUUGCCAAAUACCAUGUGUGUCUCAUUUUUUAGUUCAGUGUCCACAGUUAUUGUGUCCUUGGAUUUGUGAUACAGCCCUGAAAACUCUGAGAAUCUCUAUUUAUUACACAAAUGUUUCAAUGUCCCCAUUGCCUCAUAAUCUCCAUUGCCUCAAGAUCACAUUGAACGCUAUUAUAAGUCACCAGCCUUCUCGCGGGCAAUUGUUCCUGGCAGAAACAUCAUUCCCAUCCUGAGUCCUAUCUCUCCUCUGAGCCCUUCAAAGCCCCUAUCAAUCUAUGUUAAUGGCUCUCAAGUUCUUAGUCUCCUAUAUUCUGGAGUUACCUGUUGAGUGCCUCCAAGCAGUCUUUCUUGCUUCAUGCCUCUUUCUCUUCAGCAUAGCUAGGAUUUGGUUUUUCUGUUAGGAGUGCUUCUAAUGUCUUUGCACUGGUGGCAUCUAUGAAGGCAGAAUAGUUAAACCAUGCUCCCCAGCACACCACCUAAAUCUUCAGAAGGUCUUAGGAUCCUUCGGACAGCAUGGGAGAUGAAAUGGGGUCCUGCAGGAAAUCAUCUCCUUGACAGAAGCCUCUGCUGGAUGAGAGCCUUCCUUGAACACAAGGAACACCACUGGCUACAUGUUUUCCAAAGCAGAAUCAUUAAGGAAACUUUGGUUUAUAGAUAACUAAUAUAUUUGCCUUUUUUAUAUCUUUAUAGCCAACAUUCUUUUAAAAGACGUAAAAACAAGGCAAAAAUUUUACAUAAUGGGGUAUAUGUAAUGUUUCGUACUGUGAAUAAGUAUUUGUAGAGCAUCACAUUUGAAAAGAAUCUUUGUCUAAGAGAGAUGUUCUAGCAAUAUUCAGAAGGGAACUAGGAGGGGGGUCAGUAGCUUAACAAUGUCCAAGAUGUUUCAUUUCUCUAUUUGGCUUAGAUUGCUGAUAACAUUCAGUAUUAGGACUCAGCUACAGUGGUACCUUGGUUUACAACCAUAAUCCAUUCCGGAGGUCUGGAUGUAAACCGAAACAGGUUGUAACCCAAGGCGCACUUUCGCCAAUGGGGCCUCCAAAAAAAUGGGUUGUAAUCCAAAAAAAGGGACACACACUUCUGGGUUUGACAUGGUUGUAAUCCAAAACGGUUGCAGACCAAGGUACCACUGUUUACAGCUGCAAAUAAAACAUUUUAAAUGUGUUUUAAGUGCAGUAUACAAUGUGACACUUUAUGGUGAUGGUGAGCCUUAUGGAAAGUUAUUUGUAUUUUUAAAAACACUUUAAAAAAAACAUUUUCUGAAUGUUUUCUAUAUGUGUGUAGAUUCCAUCUUAGAUUUCCUUAUUUUGUUUGCAGUAAAGUGAUUAUUUGGUGUCUAUUUGAAAUUAAUAUUUUAUAAAAUCUGUAUCAUUUUUCCUCUUAACGUAGAUGCGCAUCUUGUUAAAUGGUCACCCAGUGGUGAGGUAUACGUGGUAGUUAUAGCUAACAAAGUGGAUAUAUACAACCUUGAAACUGCUUCUAUUUCUGGCACCAUUGUUGCAGAAAAGAGAAUAUCUUCAGUAAAGUUUCUUACAGUAAGUAGUAAUGCAGUGUUAAAGUAAGUAAAGCAUUUUAAAUAAAUUAAAUCUGAUUUAUGUUUUCUUCACCUUUUCUUUCAGGAUUCCAUACUUGCUAUUGCAGGAGAUGAAGAAUUUGUACGGUUAUUUAAUUGUGAAUCUCAAAAGUGCCUUUGUGAAUUUAAAGCUCAUGAAAAAAGGUAUUUUAUUUCUGAAACAUAAUAGAAAGGAUAUUAUGCAUGCUUUGGCUCAACUUUUAGGAGUAUAUAAUAGUCAGUUUUUAAUUUUUUCUCUUUGGAUUCUUGUUUUGUAUUUUCAUUAUGAAUGUGCCAUAGUUUAGCACUUCAAUUUUUUUUACUGAUUUUAACAUGGAAGAAUGCAUGUGUUUAAACCAGUAGCACUUUAAGUGGUUAAAUAGGGCUGAAUUGUGUCCUAUCGCCAGUUUUCUUAGUGCUUGCUGCUGUUUAAUGUUUACCGAUUUUAUUGGGAUAUUUCAUACCAACUAUUGAUCCAUAGAAUAAAAGAGAUCUACACUUUUGAAAUGGAAGGCUUACAUAUUCUGGUGACUGCAUCCAGCGAUGGAUACCUUAAGAUGUGGAGUCUUGAUCUUGAGAAGGUUUGUAUAUUACAAAGCUAAGUGCACCAUUCAUGGUUGAAUCCUAAAUUCCAAGAAGUGCAGUCCUAACUUACCGUAUUUUUCGCCCUGUAGGACGCACCGCCCCAUAGGACGCACCUAGGUUUUUGGGGGGGGGGAUAAAGAAAAAAAAUUAUUUCCCCCCCAGGCACGGGGCUGGCGCGGGGGAAGCCCAAGCUUCCCCUGACCCCAGCCCCCAAAACAGCCUGCUAUCCGCAAGCCUAGGGAGCUGCGCCGGUCUCCCCAGGCUUGCGGAGAGCUGCGCAAAGCCCAGGAGCGCUCUUUAGCGCGCCCCAGGCUUCGGAGUGCAGGCAGCUCUGUGCGCCCAGUGCGAAGCCGCACCGGGCUCCGGAAGGUUGCAGAGAGUUGCGCGCCGCCCGGGAGUGCAGGCAGCUCUGCACAACCCUCCGGAGCCGGGCGCGAAGCCACGCAGGGCUCCCUAAGGUUGCGCAGAGCUGCGCGCCACCCGGGAGUGCAGGCAGCUCUGCGCGCCCUUCGGGAGUGCAGUCAGCUCUGCGCAACCCUCCAGGUUUGCUGAGUUUUCCAAAUUUGCUGGCAUAUUAAGUGUAGCACCUUAACAGCAUCAUCGUUUAAAAUUUUAAAUAGUUCAGCUGGAAUACCAUCACUUCCACUGGCCUUGUUAUUUGCAGUGCUUUCUAAGGCCCAUUUGACUUCACUCUCCAGGAUGUCUGGCUCAAGGUCAGCAACCACAUUACCUGGGGUGUACGAGACAUCCAUUUCUUUCUGGUAUAGUUCCUCUCUGUAUUCUUGCCACCUCUUCUUGAUGUCUUCUGCUUCUGUUAGGUCCUUUCCACUUUUGUCAUUUAUUAUGGUAAUCUUUGUACGAAAUGUUCCUUUCAUAUCUCCAAUUUUCUUGAACAGAUCUCUGGUUUUCCCCAUUCUGUUGUUUUCCUCUGUUUCUUUGCAUUGCUCGUUUAAGAAGGCCUUCUUGUCUCUCCUUGCUAUUUUUUGGAAAUCUGCAUUCAAUUUCCUGUAUCUUUCACUAUCUCCCUCGCAUUUUGCUUGCCUUCUCUCCCCCGCUAUUUGUAAGGCCUCGUUGGACAGCCACUUUGCUUUCUUGCAUUUCCUUUUCAUUGGGAUGGUUCUCGUUGCUGCCUCCUGUAUAAUGUUACGAGCCUCCAUCCAUAGUUCUUCAGGCACUCUGUCCACCAAAUAUAAAUCCUUAAACCUGUUCCUCACUUCCACUGUGUAUUCAUAAGGGAUUUGACUUAGAUUAUAUCUUAGAUUAUUCUUUGUUACUCGCCUUAAUUUUUUUUUUAAACUGAAAGACUCUAUCUAAAUAGUAAUAUAAUGCAACAAUACCUGGAGUUCCCAGGGAAAAAGGAAUUAAGCAUUCAACUGUUCUGGGGAUUGUCAUUCUGUGAGGGGAAUAUGGGUCGCCUAACAAUUCUCAGCACCUUUACCAAACUACAGUUCCCAGGAUUCUUUGGGUGAAGCCAUGACUUGUAACUUGUAACUUGCAACCUCCAACUGCUCUGAGACUCCAGCUCCCAUUUGUCCAAGCCAAUAUGACCAGUGGUCAGAGAUUAUAGGAGUUGUAGUCCCGAAGGUUGCGCAGAGCUGCGCGCCGCCCGGGAGUGCAGGCAGCUCUGCGCAACCCUCCGGAGCCCGGCACGAAGCCUGUAUUCGCCCCAUAGGACGCACACACAUUUCCCCUUCAUUUUUGAAGGGGGAAAAAGUGCGUCCUAUAGGGCGAAAAAUACGGUAUUUCAUUGGUGUUUAAUAGCCACAAUCUCAGCUAGCCGUGACGUCAGUGGGAAGUGUACUUCUGAGUAAACACAGCUAGGAUUACGUUACAGGUGUGCCUAUGGCAGCCAAGUGAAAAGAGAAGACACAGCUUUUACACCUUUAAGAGUUGUGUAGAAGAGGGCAUUUCAGCAGGUAAGCUACAUCUUCUGAAAUUCCGUCAUCAAUACAAAUAUUAAUGGUGUAAGCUCUUCUCUUUUUUUAUCUGGCCAUCCAAGUUGUGACCAUCCUAUCUUGGUUUGUUUGAAGAGUUAUUUUGCUGUUAGUUUCACAGGGUGCGGAUUCAACCUAUGGGAACAUAUGGAAGAUUCCUUAUAGUUAGUCAGCCCAUUGGUCCAUGUUGCUUAAUAGGGUCUAAUGUGCACUGCUUGGCAGCAGCUCUCCCAGAAUUCCAGACAGGAUUCACUCCCAGUCCUACCUAGAGAUGCCAGGAAUUAAGACUUAAGCACUUGGAGUUUUCUCCGUUGCUGCUACAGAACAACAUGGUUUCUGGGAUUUACAUUAACCAUUUCUUUUCCCCUCCCUUCAGAUUAAUAAUUCCCCGUCAUUGCUGUGUGAAGUCAAUACUAAGGCCAGGCUUACCUGUUUAGCAGUUUGGCACAAAAGAGGUUCAGAAACCAAGAAGAUCCCCAAUGAAGCCACAACAUCUUCUCAAGGUAUCAUAAAGCUUUCCUGGACUUCUGUUAAGUUUUCAGCUAUAGGUAAUACAGCAAUGACUUGUUUAAAAAAGGGUUGAUCUAUAUUAACCAGAUCCUACCAUAAAGUAUGUUUACAACGUUUUGGGGACAAGUGAUUUUGGCUCUCAUCAAACCAGUUCUCUCUGCAGAGUUGAAAAAUGCACAAGUCCAAUGAUAGUUUGAUUCAAGUUAUUAUUUAGACAAGGGUGGUCAUGGAGGUUGCUGUUCAUACAUUCAACAAAAAAACAACAACUGGUUAUUUUGUAAAAUGUAGAGUUGACUCCAGUUUGUCCCUCCAUUCAUCUUUGCCCCAGAGAUGCUUCUGUAAGUAGUUAGUGUUUGGGGCUGUUUUCUCUUUUCCUCUGCAGUUCUAGAGAAGUAGGGGAACCUUUGGAAUGGAUGUGGGUAGCUGCAGGAGAAAUUUGUGAAAAUAGUCUCUCUCUGCCUUCCGUUCGUGGGAGCCUCCCCUGGAAGAAGGAGCCUUCCAUGUGUAGAGAGACACACUUGAAUACUUUCCAGUGUAUUUAAAGCAUUACAUCUUUAAAUUUAACAAUGAAUAACUUCAUUUUGUUUCAGCGCAUGAAGAGGAGCAACCAUUGAUAAAGAAAAAGAAAAUUGGUUGGGCUGAGUGUGAUAAGUCAUCAGAGGGUGGUGGCCAAGAAACCCUCAAGAAAGGAAAAUCGGCUGGUGUACAGCAGAAGAAGAAAAAGAUAAUGCAGAAAUUAAAGUGAAUAUGUCACUACCAUUUGCAAUUCUAAUCCUAUAAUAAAUUGCCACCAACCACUGUACACUUCAUUUCCGGCACAAUUUUUUAUUUAAUUGCAAUAUUAUGGCUAUGCAUUCAUGGCAAUUUGAUCUGUUAAUAUUUAUAGAAAGGAACCAUUUUUAUUUAAGCUGGGAGCAUUUCCAGAUCCUAUGGCCAAAUGUUUUUACAGAGGAGGAAACAUUUUAUGUUGUUAAAUAAAUAUUUUAUAUAAAACACCUGAAACGUUC